Molecule: messenger RNA, 3888 nt
Organism: Cynoglossus semilaevis (tongue sole)
Lineage: Eukaryota; Metazoa; Chordata; Actinopteri; Pleuronectiformes; Cynoglossidae
Gene: slc30a9
Product: solute carrier family 30 member 9
Exons: 18
Coding region: 298-2028 (576 amino acids)
Biological process (GO): zinc ion transport; transmembrane transport; intracellular zinc ion homeostasis
Cellular component (GO): endoplasmic reticulum; membrane
Molecular function (GO): monoatomic cation transmembrane transporter activity
Source: RefSeq, a predicted model, not a curated record
ACUUUUCAGUAAAGUAAGUAAAGAAUCGCGCGAGAAUAACAGUCGUUGGUGUGUUUGUAGCCACAGCAUACUCCUGUUUGGCUUUAGAUUGGAUGGACAUAUUUUUAAAUGGACAAUAAUUAUGCAGGACAUUCGUAACAUAAGGCAGUGUCAGGAGUGGGUCGACUAUGUGUGGACCUGAACCUUUCUGAACUGGAUUAAAGUGACAUGCGGGCUGCUGACACCGCGGUGACGGACGGUUCGUGACUCGGCUGCAGCAGCUCCUGUUCAUGCGCUCGGUUAUCCACCGAGCCGAAAAUGUUCCCCAGCCUGGCCCAUAGACCUUGGCAUGUGUUCUGCAGGCUGUCCCUACAGAACCGGCCGUCUAUAUCUCAACGUUCCUCGAAGUACCCUCAGCUGAACUCUGGUUGGCAAAGCAAAUGCAUACACAGCGUGUGGUUCAGCCUUCCAGACUGCAGACUUGCUUCAUUAGGGCUGGGCAAAGUACACUACUAUUCUACCUCCUCUGAUGGCAACAAUAAAAAUGGUCCUUCCAAAUCAACAUUAGGUGAUGCUCCUUCAGCUGAACAGGUCUUGUCUGGCCCUGCAACAAAAACCUUACCUUCAGGACCUUCUCCUCAGGUGUUGGGUGCAUUUGAAAAACUUCAAGUCAAAGUUCGCCCCGUGCUAAAAAAGAGGGAAUAUGGAGCCAAGUACACACAGAACAACUUCAUCACUGCAGUCAGAGCCAUGAAUGAGUUCUGUCUCAAACCAAGUGAUCUGGAGCAACUGCGAAGGAUCAGACGACGCAGCCCACAUGACGACACAGAGGCUUUUACUGUCUUCCUGCGAUCAGAUGUCGAGGCCAAAGCGCUCGAGGUGUGGGGAAGUCAUGAAGCUCUCGCCCGAGAGAAAAAUUUAAGGAAAGAAGUGGAGAGAGAGCAUCAAGAAAAUAUUUUCCGCAACCAACAGUUGCUAAAGGAAUACAAAGAUUUCUGGGGGAACACAAAGCCUCGAUCAGGAAAGGGAGCAACAUUUCUUCAGGGACCAGGAAAAGUGGUCAUGGUUGCUAUCUGCAUCAAUGGGCUCAACUUCAUCUUUAAACUACUAGCCUGGGUCUACACCGGAUCAGCCAGCAUGUUCUCUGAGGCCAUCCACUCUCUGGCCGACACCUGUAAUCAGGGUCUGCUCGCCCUGGGAAUCAGCCAGUCCAUCCGCAACCCAGACGCUGGUCACCCAUACGGAUUCUCCAAUAUGCGCUACAUUGCUUCGCUUAUCAGUGGUGUGGGCAUUUUUAUGAUGGGAGCUGGCCUCUCAUGGUACCAUGGCAUCAUGGGAUUGCUGCACCCUCAACCCAUGGAGUCAUUGUUAUGGGCUUACUGUAUUUUGGCAGGUUCUCUGGUAUCUGAAGGAGCCACUUUACUGGUUGCCAUCAAUGAAAUAAGAAAAAGUGCCCACAACCAAAGCGUGUCGUUUUAUGAGUAUGUUAUACAGAGUCGAGACCCCAGCACUAAUGUGGUGCUGUUGGAAGAUGCUGCGGCUGUUCUGGGGGUCACCCUGGCUGCUGGCUGUAUGGGACUCACCUCACUCACUGGUAACCCUCUCUAUGACAGCUUGGGUUCUCUUGGCGUUGGGACACUGUUGGGCGCGGUCUCUGCCUUCCUCAUCUACACAAACACAGAAGCUCUGCUGGGACGAUCUAUACAGGCAGAACGCGUCCAGAAGCUCACAGAAAUCUUGGAGAACGACCCUGCCGUGAGAGCCAUACAUGACGUGAAGGCCACUGACAUGGGACUGAGUAAAGUUCGCUUCAAGGCUGAGGUUGAUUUUGACGGACGAGUGGUGACACGGUCAUAUCUGGAAAAACAAGACAUUGAUCAAAUCCUUAAUGAAAUACAGCUGGUAAAAACACCUGAGGAGUUGGAGAGCUUCAUGCUCAAACAUGGGGAGAACAUCAUCGACACCCUGGGAGCAGAGGUCGACCGUUUGGAGAAAGAGCUCAAGCAAAGUAACCCAGAGGUACGCCACGUGGACUUGGAGAUCCUAUAACAGAUGGCGGCGGCCAGUGUGAAGAAACAUUCUGGUGUUCAAGUAGAAAAGGUGAAAGGAAGAUAAGAAUCCACCUCCAGUAUCUGCCUCGCAUUCCAUCAACUUACAGACAGCAUCUGUUUCUGUGCAAGUGAUCUGGUGUAAGCAUAGAAUAAUCUGAGAUAGUCAUAUAGAAACAGUGUUCAGUCUUAUGUCAAACCCAUACUAAUCCAACUGUUCCUUUGUUCUGGAGAUUCAGGUGUAGCUGUCACAUGACCUAAUUCUUAUUGAAGUAAGUCAGAGUGACCCCAAAGGGACAUUUUAGGGCCAAAAAGAGUAAAUUGAGAUGUUUCCUGGUAAAACUAAAUCCAUUAAAACUAAUAUUAAAUUCAAAAAGACAAUAACAAUUACAGAUAAACUACAAUAACACAUCAUGUUUGCAGCCUUUUGCACAGAUCAUCAGCUGAUCCAUCAGAGUUAUCAGACGUUCAAAACAUUUUAUGACCGUUCUAUAGACGAGCAAAAAAUAGAGUGUAAUGCAAAACUGGUAUAUAUUAAUCCACAGGAAACAAACACUAGAAGAAACAAAAGAACAACUGCAACUGAAAGGCAUGUUGUUUAUUAAGGUUUACUGAUGAUUUAUAACACAUUCUUUAGGUUCCAGGAUUAAUCUUCCUGCAACUAUAUGCUUUUUACUUCCAUUGACUGCCUGCUUUUCCACAGCAGCAAAUGUGUGUUUGAGCGUUAGACUAAUAGAGAAAAUCAAGGUUGCUGCAUGCGGUUCCUGGUACCUUCUGAGAUUCUCUACAGAGAGCCCAGAUAGCUAGGUCUAGGAGUUUCAGCCCAGAGACUGAGGAGUUUCAGAGGGUUUGUAGGAUUUGUAGGAAACACACAGAAGCUUUAUGCUUUCUUCAGUGAAGUUUGUUUCAAUUUGGUUAAAGAAAAAAAAAACCCUUUUCCAAAUCCACAUUCUCCUCCAGGACCAGAGUCAGUGAUGAAUCUUCACUCUGACAUAAUGCUUGAACCACAGUUGUGUGUUACCACAAUUUCAUAUUCUUACUAAACUUAUUUACUAUUAGAAAAAAUUUGAUUUCAUUUUUCUUUUAAUAUAUGAUGUGAGGAGUUUAUAAUGGCAAAGGUUUAAUAGAAAAAAAAUCUCUCAGAGAUUUUAUAGUUAUUUAAAAAGUAUGCAAACAAACGCUGUUGAUUUAACGAAAGAGAUAAGGACUGUUGUUCACGGAAGUUGUCAGCGAUCACUAGAUGCGGUAAAAUAUCACUAGACGUCUUGUACCAGAUGUCAUAAUGUUCAGCAUUGACGCAGGCGCUUCAACAGUUUGGAAGUGUGCUUGGAUUGUGAUCACGUUUGGUAAAGGCUGUGUGUAAAUGAAACCUGGCCAACAUGUCACCUGUAACGUUUUCGAUCAGAGCCCUGGAUAUCACUGACGCUAAUGCCCCCUUCUCUUCAUCAGCUCCCUGAGGUUUGCAGCUGACAUAUUUGAAUGUUAAUGUUCCAAAGAUAAAGUACUGAAGGUUUCACCCGGUGUCAGUGAGCGGCCACUAAUGAUCAUGUUGAUUUGGGGAGCGGGGGGGGAAGCCCUUGAAUCAAAGCAAUUUUAAUCAAGUCCCAACAUUAAAAUGUCAAUCAAUCAGGAUCAACAGCUGAAAGGUCACUCUGCACUGUAACGUUAAGGUCGCGAUAUUAAGCACACGAUUUCAUCAUAUAUGAAAAUCACAUGACGUGAUAUAAGAUUGUAAAGGUGGUGGCUUUGAAGGUGUAUUAUUAUUUGAUAUGGACCUCUGCUCACAGUGAUGUUGCCUCUGCUCAAGGAGUUGGAAUACGAUUUUGAAGUAAUUUAUUAAAUUAUUUUUAUCUCCCGCUUA